AUGUUGAAGUCCAAGUUGGGGUCAGUUGAGAAGAAACAGGGGAAGAAACAUCAGGUUUGCCAAGCUAGCUCUAGGAAAGGUUGUAUGAGGGGCAAAGGAGGGCCUGAGAAUGCCCUUUGCACCUACAAGGGUGUCCGGCAGCGAACCUGGGGCAAAUGGGUGGCUGAAAUCCGCGAGCCUAAUCGUGGCGCUCGCCUUUGGCUAGGCACCUUUAACACCUCUCAAGAGGCUGCCUUGGCUUAUGAUGCCGCUGCUCGUAAACUCUAUGGGACUGAUGCCAAGCUUAACUUACCCGAGGUUUACCCGCCCCAAUUUCCGAGCUUGGCCAAGGUUCAGGCCCAAUCCCAAUCCCAAUCCCAAUCCCAAUCCCAAACCCAAAACCUAACACAAAGCCAGGCUCAGAUUCCUUUUUAUCAGAAUGGCUUCAACUUGUGUUGCUCAUCUGAUAACAGCUCACUUUCUGGGGCUAGUGACAUUAGUUUCCCGGUUGAGGAAACUAACUCCACUUCCACAAUUACUGAUAGCACUUCUACAAGUGUUGAGAGUUUUGGUGAGAAUGAAGUUGGGAUCAACCAUGGUCUGUGGGGGAACCCAAACCCGAGCUUACCAGAGCUCGAUGACACCUUGUGGGCUGAGACUGCUAUGACCCUCGGAUUUCCGCCCCCUGUCACUGAUCCACAACCCGAAUUUACAAUCACCGACGAGGCAGGAUUGUUGUCAGGCAACUUAUAUGAUGACACCUUCCAGUUCCUCUGGUCUUAG
Spinacia oleracea (spinach) is the source of this 762-nucleotide messenger RNA. Its product is annotated as dehydration-responsive element-binding protein 2D-like. The transcript has a single exon. Gene Ontology annotation, biological process: positive regulation of DNA-templated transcription; response to stress. Lineage: Eukaryota; Viridiplantae; Streptophyta; Magnoliopsida; Caryophyllales; Amaranthaceae. Gene Ontology annotation, cellular component: nucleus. Gene Ontology annotation, molecular function: DNA-binding transcription factor activity; transcription cis-regulatory region binding. Bases 1 to 762 code for a protein of 253 amino acids. The record is from RefSeq and is a predicted model, not a curated record.